CGCGCAUGCGCAGUAGCGUACAAUCGGGACUUAAAGCUCUUACACAACUGAGCCUUGUCUUCAUUCUGCUGCUUCUGCUCACCGGUCUGUCUCUGUGUGUGGGAAGUAAACCUUUUACACCACUUUUACUCUUUUAUUUCUGAUCUUUCCAAUCAAACAGCGAUUAGGAAAUGAGUGGGGACCAUUCCCACAGCGAGGACCAGAUUGACGGUGGCUCUCGUUUUAAUGACUCUCACAAGCAUAAAGACAAGCAUAAGGAGAAGGAACACAAACAUAAGGACCACAAGAAGGAUAAGGAACGGGAGAAAUCAAAGCAUGGCAACAGCGAUCACAAGGACUUGUCUGACAAAAAACACAGAGACAAGGAGAAGGAAAGGAUGAAGCACAAAGAUGGCAGCGCAGACAAAUACAAGGACAAGCACAAGGAGAAGAAGCUGAAGACCCCUGACGGUAAAAUCAAAAAGGAAAAAGAGAACGGCUUUGCCAGCCCUCCACAAGUGAAGUCUGAGCCCGUGAAUGAUUUUUACCACUCUCCUAAACAAGAGAAGUCUCUAAAAAGAGAACGGGAUAAUGAUAAUGACUCUGAAUUCAAGCCCAAAAAAAUUAAGAUUGAAAAUGACAAGCAGGUCAAGAAAAGGAAACAAGAAGUUGAGGACAUUAAGCCCAAAAACACGAGAAACAAAAAAGGAGUCCUUACUGGAAAAAAGAAAGCAAAGAAAGAGCCAGAGGAGAAGUGGAAAUGGUGGGAAGAAGAGAGAUCCACAGACGGUUCCAAAUGGAAGUUCCUGGAACACAAAGGGCCCGUGUUUGCACCGCCGUACGAUCCUCUUCCUAGUCAUGUCAAAUUUUACUAUGAUGGUAAGCACAUGAAACUCAGUCCAGAGGCAGAAGAGGUGGCCACGUUCUUUGCCAAAAUGCUGGACCACGAGUACACCACAAAGGAUAUCUUCCGCAAAAACUUCUUUAAAGAUUGGAGGAAGGAAAUGUCUUCAGAGGAAAAGGGUAAGCUGACGGACCUGAAGAAGUGCAACUUCACCGAGAUGAGUGAAUACUUCAAGGCACAGUCUGAAGCCAGGAAGGCCAUGACAAAGGAUCAGAAAUUGAAAAUAAAGGAGGAGAAUGAGCGGCUCUUGCAGGAGUACGGCUUCUGCAUCAUGGACAACCACAGGGAGCGUAUCGCUAACUUCCGCAUUGAGCCUCCGGGCCUGUUCCGCGGUCGUGGAGACCAUCCUAAGAUGGGCAUGCUCAAACGGCGCAUCAGGCCUAAAGACAUCAUCGUCAACUGCAGCAAGGACUCCAAGCACCCGGAUCCUCCUCCAGGCACUAAGUGGAAAGAGGUUCGUCAUGACAACAAGGUGACUUGGCUGGUGUCGUGGACGGAGAACAUUCAAGGCUCCAUCAAGUACAUCAUGCUGAACCCCAGCUCUAGGAUCAAGGGUGAGAAGGAUUGGCAGAAGUAUGAAACGGCUCGUAGACUGAAGAAGUGUGUCGACCGCAUCAGAACCCAGUACCGUGAAGACUGGAAGUCUAAGGAGAUGAGGAUCAGACAAAGGGCUGUGGCUCUCUACUUCAUCGACAAGCUGGCUCUGAGAGCGGGUAAUGAGAAGGAGGAAGGGGAGACUGCGGACACCGUGGGCUGCUGCUCGCUGAGAGUUGAACACAUCAAACUCUAUCCAGAGAACGACGGGCAAGAGUACGUGGUGGAGUUUGACUUCCUGGGUAAAGACUCCAUCCGCUACUACAACAAGGUCCCUGUGGAGAAAAGGGUAUUUAAGAAUCUUCAGUUGUUUAUGGAGAACAAGGAGCCCGAUGAUGACCUGUUUGAUCGCCUGAACACUUCUGUUCUGAACAAGCACCUUCAGGAGCUGAUGGACGGUCUGACUGCCAAAGUCUUCCGUACCUACAACGCCUCAAUCACCCUACAACAGCAGCUGAAGCAGCUCACAAGUGCGGAUGAGAACAUUCCAGCCAAGAUCUUGUCCUACAACAGGGCCAACAGGGCUGUGGCCAUCCUGUGUAACCAUCAGAGGGCUCCACCAAAGACAUUUGAGAAGUCUAUGCAGAACCUGCAGACUAAGAUUGAUGCUAAAAGGGACCAGCUCUCUGAUGCAAAGAGAGAACUGAAGAGCUCCAAGGCCGAUGCCAAAAUACGGAGAGACGAAAAAUCCAAAAAGACCGUGGAGACCAGGAAGAAGGCGGUUGAGAGGAUAGAGGAGCAGCUGAUGAAGCUGGAGGUGCAGGCGACUGAUCGCGAAGAGAACAAGCAGAUUGCUCUCGGCACUUCCAAGCUCAACUAUCUGGACCCUCGCAUCUCUGUGGCUUGGGUUAAGAAGUGGACCGUUCCCAUUGAGAAAAUCUACAACAAAACCCAGCGUGAGAAGUUCGCCUGGGCCAUUGACAUGGCAGAAGAAGACUACGAAUUUUAAAUCCCAGUUUGUGGUUUUACCUAUGAUACACUUUCUCUUUUUUUUUUAUCGGAUACUUGUUUUUUAGCUUAACUGAAUUUUGCUCGAUGGCCAGACCUGAUCAGGAAUUUCAGACAGUUUGAGCAGGAAAAAAAAACGUCGACGACACGGUAAGACGAGAUGAAGUGGCAGAAGGGUGUUGUGGGUAGUCUAAAUCUGAUCUGAGAUCAGGCAUCCAGGCUGAACUAUACCCACAACUGAGCGUCGAGGCAUAGUCCCAGUAAAUGGAAAGACCUUUUUACCGUUUGUCUCUCUCUCCCACCUCGGGGACAAAACCUGACAAUGCCUGAACUUUGAACUCUGUGGUCCUAUAGCUACUGUAUUCAGCAAAAACAAAACAAAAAAGGCUUUGUAUCAUUUUAUUUUCUCUGUUCACUUGCUCUGUAUUUUAGCCCUCCCAUGUAUUAUUAAUGAAUUCUAUAUUUUGAUAGACAAAGUUAAAUCAAAUGAAUUCCUUAACUACACCCACGCGCCUUUCGAGGAAAUGGAAAUGUGAGCUUGACUUUUAAAGUGUGUGUGUGUGUGUGCGCAUGCAUGUGUGUGUAUGAGGAGCUCGGCCAUGGAAUUGUUUGGGUGAAUAUUUUAAACUGGACUAUGUUGAAAUGUUGAGCAUGAAAGAGGAUGUCUGGGCAAAGCAAAGGGGGAAAAUACUGCAACCAUGUCAAUAUUUACUUAAGCAAGCAGAAUGUGAAUAUUUUGUUUUACAGCCUCCAUCAGGGACUUCUUUUUCAGUGUAAAUGUGAACCAAUCAUUUGUAUCCUUUAAAUCGCAAGCAUCCUCUGAAUCUCUGCAUAGCUCUGUCUACAUCAGAUUUUAACUUAAUUUAACAAUUGUUCCAAGAAAAAAGAAAAACUCCCACAUCUGUUACUUGAAGAUAAUGCUAUGAUAAUGUAUUUAAAGUCAUUAAUGGAAAGUGUUUUUCUUCCCAGAAAGGGUUAUGUGAGGGAUAUCAACUUUGCCAAAAAAAAAAAUCACCAAUCUGUUACAAUUCUAGGCAGGCUUUUAGUUUUUUUUUAAUUGUGUAAAGAUUGAGGAUAAAAUAAUGUAACAUUUUAAUGUGAAUUCAGUUCAUUUUAUUCCACUUUUAUGAUAGGAAAUUUGAUGUAAGUAGCUGUAAAGUCAACAUCCUAUUCCUGUUUUACCUUUUGUCAUAGCCUUUUGAUCAUGUUUUAUUUGAGUUUUAUGCUCCAUUGUAGGUUGAAAAACAAAUAAAAUCCUACAAGUAAA
Sebastes umbrosus (honeycomb rockfish) is the source of this 3692-nucleotide messenger RNA. It is a transcript of the gene top1l, whose product is annotated as DNA topoisomerase I, like. Gene Ontology annotation, biological process: DNA topological change; chromosome segregation; DNA replication. Gene Ontology annotation, cellular component: nucleolus; chromosome. NCBI's taxonomy places the organism in Eukaryota, Metazoa, Chordata, Actinopteri, Perciformes, Sebastidae. Gene Ontology annotation, molecular function: DNA topoisomerase type I (single strand cut, ATP-independent) activity; DNA binding. The record is from RefSeq and is a predicted model, not a curated record. The coding region runs from base 171 to 2426 and encodes 751 amino acids. The transcript is spliced from 21 exons.